AAGAAGAAGAAAGACGGCCGUGGAACCUUUGGUUAUUGAAAGGGGACAUUAAUAGUGGCGGACCAAGAUGGCCGCGCUUCGGAUGGUAACAUCUUACCUUCGUCUCCUCAGGUAGGUGGUUUUAAACUUUAAAACAUCGUUAUAGAGAAAAGACAGUUGUUCAACCUCCUUUUUUAUUCGCUUAAUAACAGUACCAUAUAGUACAGUGUAGAAUUUGUAUUCAUUUAGGGGGUAAAGCGAGUGUUUGGUGCCAAAACACCGUAAACAACAAGAACCGGAAACACCAGAAAACAUGAUAGACUAUUUUCUCUUUUGCUUAAACAAACUACUCAAAACAGGGACAUUUUGUUUUGUUUAAACUCAAGCUGAAUAUUUGUAUUUCUUUCUACAGGGGCGCUUCUUCUCGUUUCUUGUUAAGAAACAGAAAAGCAGGGAAAUGGACCAACUUUGUGUACACCAGUAUAGCGUCUUUAUCCGUCGGUGGUGGGUUAUGUGCCAUUCCUUUUAAACAGGUGAGUUCAACACCAACCAGAGCUAGACCUUUACAAACAUACAGCUCACAGUGACUAUCAUACAUGUGCCUGACCUUGUUUGUGUCUGAUACAGGCUGACACCCUUUCUCAUGACUCUCUCAUCAAACGAGCAGCUUCUUUGGUGACGGACAGUUCCAGCACUUUCCUCUCUCAGACCACCCUGGCUCUCAUAGACGCCAUCACAGAAUACUCUAAAGUAAGUGACCUUCACAAGAGACCGAAACAUCCCUGCAGUGAGACAAAAGAGGGACAAAUGUUGGACUGAAAACACAAGAAAUAACCUGAAAAUGACCUGCUGGUGUCGUAAUAUAUUCUGUUUGUAGUGUGAUAAUGUCAAGAGACUCAGCUUUAGAAGAUCGAAAUUCAAUUCAAUUCAACUUUAUUUACAUGGAACUUUUCAUACAAAAAAUGCAAUUCAAAGUGAAAAAAACAACAACAAUAAUGACAAAAAAACCAACCCUUCCACCCACAAACACACCCAUGGACCCACGCGCACACAAAGACACACACACACACACAUACACACACACCGCACACAGUGUGAGAAUUUAAGAUAUAAUGUUAAAGAGACCUGGCCUGACACCGAGACAUUACGUGAGGAAAGAACUACCUUUAGGAAACACUGGAGAUAAAAAUGGUGAAAAGAGUAAAACCUGAUGGACUAAAAUAAGAUUCUUUUGUCUGACUCAAAAGAACGAAAGAAAACUAAUAUCAGUAUCGUAAUCGGGACAUCCCUAUCUGAAACACUCCACUGGCCAGUGUGAGAGACAUUCUGUAGAUCUGUUUCUGUCUGAAUAUCUCAUCCACGGUAUACUUCUGUUUUAUUUUUCAGCCCUAGUUAGUCUCAUGUUUAAAUGAAAAUCGUGUAUGUCCUCCCUCUGUUUGCUGACAGGCUGUGUACACACUCAUCUCACUCCAAAAGCAGUAUUUAAACUCUUUGGGUAAACUGACUGCAGCAGAAGAGGACACAAUCUGGCAGGUGAUCAUUGGCCAGCGUGCACAGGUAAGUUAAACGCCGCACCAUGAAUAUGAAAAUAGGUCCAACAGAGAAACAAAGGCCUUGUCCACAAAUAGCCGGGCAUUUGCUUAAAUGAGUACAUUUUGGCCCGACAUCCACACGAACAACAGGGUUAGGUCAUUGAAAACUGAUUUUUCAAAUUUUAAACACGACAGACAGACACAAACAGCUCAGCUCAGAAACGUAACAAAGACACAGUUAAUAUAAAAAUGAGUGUACAGUACCUACAUUGGACAAUAAAAUCAAACGUCAAUCAAAGAGUGCGUGGUGCUUUGCAGUCAGUAUAUAUGGGUGAGCAAUAAAAGAAAGAUAAUAAUACAGCAGAGAAUAAUAACAACAAACAAACGGCAGUGACCACGUAAAUGGACCUACAGCAGACCCCACCCGAACCUGCGCUCGCCCAACAGCACCCCAGCAGUGGCGCCGUCGGACAAGCACGGACUCGGAGGGGAACCCGCCACAUGGCCCACCACAGUUAUAGGAUGAGUUCUACCCAUCAAGAUCAGCGGUAUGACUUCUGUUAAGGAACCCCAUUGUCAAAGUGUCAGGAAAACUGUGCUUUUGAAAAACUCUGGCCAAAGUGAAGUUUUUGGAAAACUCUGGUUAUGCGUUUGCGUGUGGAAUUCCCAAACAUCAUUGUCUGCAACAACUAAUAGAUAACAUCAUAUACUAUGCGCCCUUGUUUAUGUCAGGCAGUGGAUGGCACAGAUCUUUACAGAAUAUAUAUUUUUGUGGGGAGCAAAGGAGGAGUGCUUUGCAGUCAGUUAUUCUACACCAAACAACCCUACCUCCACCUUUCUUGUGUCUUUACUUUAUACACCAAAAUGAUGCUUAAAAGCUAUUUCACCUCUUUGUCGGUCCACACGAACAAACUACACGGCGCUAUGUUUCAUGUCUGGAGAAGUGACUACGAGAAAGGAAAGCUUGCGCUGAUUGGAUUGAAUGGGUCGAACUUUUUGGCUAAUACCACCAACUUCAGGCAUGCUUAUAACCGUGGUCGAUAGCACACUUAUGCGGUUUUGUAUGGAUGGGAUUUUAUGUGAAAACGAUGAUGUGUGUACGACGUGACUUUUUUUUUAAGUGGAAGGUGUUGGAUAUACAUUUAUAAAAAUACCCGGCUACGUGUGUACAAGGCCAAAGUGUUUUGGAUCCAGCUUUGGUUUUAAAACUGUCUCUGCCCUGACAGAUAAAUGACAAAAAGGAUGAAUGCAAACGGUUCGAGUUAACCUGGAUGACUGCAGUCAAGCUGUGUGAAACUGCAGCGGAGGCGGCAUACACAUCAGGUGUGUAAAGCUGUCUGAGCUGUGGGAUUGAAUGGUCAGGAUGUGGGGUUUUCUCACAGAUCCUGUCCUGUUAAGUACAAGUGUUUCCCUUUGAAUCACCCCCUUCAAGUUUUGGAUGUUGCUGUGUGUGCGCUGGUUCUUUUUCAGCUGCUGUCACUGUCCCACUUUGGAUGGUGUGUGGAUCAUUUGUUGUCUGUCAGCGGGGCUUUGUGUAAAACAAAAUGGAGAUGAUGGACAACAGUGCCUUCUUAAUGACCACACCUAAUGUCUGUACUCGGCGUGAUUUAGUGUCAACCUUUGAACUUCUUUCAGCAACCAGACUGUUUGUGUUUGCAUGUGGGUGUCUGCAGGAGCUGAACAUGCGUCCAUCACGGUGAGGACAAACAUUCAGGUGGCCCUGACGCAGGUGGAGGAGGCGCAGAAGCUGUCAACGGACGCAGAUAAGAAGCUGGCUGAGACUAAAGUAAUGGAGGUUGAGAGGAUUGCGCAGUAUGCUGCAUCCUUAGAGAAUACGAAUGAGGAGGAAGAGAUUCCUGAGGCUUAUCUAAGGGAAGACUGAGACGAAUUCAUGAAGAUGGAAGAAAACCAAGUCUUUCUUUCUCAGUCUGUAAUAUGUUUGGAUUUUGGGGGUCGUAUUUGUCUCUUUUUAUCUGCACUUAAACUGCUGUGCUGAAAAAGUGAAUCACCAAUUUUGGGAUAAUGUCUCAAUAAAUGUUUGGUCUUGAACGGCUAUUUAUUUAAGUGUUGAUUCAUAACUGCUUCUUGAGGAUUAUUGAUUUUGUUUUCUUUUUAAUGUGAUUAUCUUGUGACUUGUACCGCAUCACGUUUGUGUUAUUUUCGUGUCAAAGUUUGCAUAAUAAAGACAAGACACUCAUCA
Xyrichtys novacula (pearly razorfish) is the source of this 3711-nucleotide messenger RNA. The record is from the annotation of a GenBank genome assembly. NCBI's taxonomy places the organism in Eukaryota, Metazoa, Chordata, Actinopteri, Labriformes, Labridae.